This is a messenger RNA of Strongylocentrotus purpuratus (purple sea urchin), 834 nucleotides long. RefSeq names its product growth hormone secretagogue receptor type 1-like. Gene Ontology annotation, biological process: G protein-coupled receptor signaling pathway. The record is from RefSeq and is a predicted model, not a curated record. Lineage: Eukaryota; Metazoa; Echinodermata; Echinoidea; Camarodonta; Strongylocentrotidae. The transcript has 2 exons. Gene Ontology annotation, cellular component: membrane. The coding region runs from base 1 to 834 and encodes 277 amino acids. Gene Ontology annotation, molecular function: G protein-coupled receptor activity.
AUGACAUAUAUUUGUGGAUUUGACUCGAUGCUACACAUUGUAAUGGUUACGUUUGAUCGAUACAUCGCCAUAGUAAAACCGCUCCGGUAUAUCGCAUUGGUUACGCAGAAACGCAUAGCAAUCGUAGUGCUGGUAGGAUGGAUACUAUCUAUCGCAUCGGUUAUAGGUCAGGUCGUACUCUACCAUAACAAAGAAACGUUUCCGUCGGUUAACUGUCUAGGGAUUCGAUACCGUCCGGAUCUUUACACGGUUCUGUUUGAUAUCUUCAUAUUCAUAACUACUACAACAUCCGGUAUCGCCAUGGUCAUCUUAAACGCAAUCAUCCUGCGCACCGCUAUUAGGCAACUUCGACGGAUCGCCAACGUUGAACACGCUUUACACAACGCAAACGGCGUGUCAGAAAGCCGUGAGGAAGCAGCGAGAAAGAUGAAAGCGUGUAAAGUAAUCAUUUGCGUCGUGACCGCUUUCAUCAUUUGCCACACACCCAUCGGCGUCAUGCACCUGUGCUUUGCCGUUUCUGAUAGCGUCGUUCUGAACAGCGCUUUGAACGAAAUCUCGUUUGUUCUUUAUCUAAUCAGUUCCGCGGUUAACCCGUUGAUUUACUGCCGGGUUGACCGCGUAUUCAGGGAAUGCGCAUGGCGCAUGCUCAGUUCAGUCGUGAACAGAUUUUCUAGGGGGGAGAACAACCCGACUUCAAAUGGUGAGAAACUGGUCUAUACCUUAAAGUGGAAUACUCAUGUAACUGAAAUUAUGAAUAAGAUCAAUAGAAAGUUCUUCAUGCUGUGUAGAAUAAAAACUUACAACCUACCUGAUUGUGAACUGUUAACCGAAUAG